AUGGAGUUCACCGCAAUCAGGGCCUCCACGGCGGCGGCGGCUGGUGCUGCCGAGCACGGGCAAGACAGGAUCGGCGGAGGAUGCCCGUCGCCGGAUCAGCCGGCGGCGGCGGUGGAGAAGGAGCACAUGUUCGACAAGGUGGUGACGCCGAGCGACGUGGGGAAGCUGAACAGGCUGGUGAUCCCGAAGCAGCACGCGGAGAAGUACUUCCCGCUCGACGCCUCCUCCACCGACAAGGGCCUCCUGCUUAGCUUCGAGGACCGCGCCGGCAAGCCGUGGCGGUUCCGAUACUCCUACUGGAACAGCAGCCAGAGCUACGUCAUGACUAAGGGCUGGAGCCGCUUCGUCAAGGAGAAGCGCCUCGACGCCGGGGACACCGUCUCCUUCGGCCGCGGCGUCGGGGAGGCCGCGAGGGACAGGCUCUUCAUCGACUGGCGCCGCCGCCCCGAUGUCGUCGCCGCGCCGUUGCUCGCGCACCACCGCGCCCACUUCGCCAUCCCCUCCGUGCCCUACGCGCCGUGGACCACGCACCACCCAGUUGGAGGAGGCAGGAUGUUCAUGCAGGCGCCUUCGCCAGUGUCCGUCUACGAGUACGACGCCCACCACCACCACACCCGGCGACACGUCGGGUACGAUGGUUACGAGGCGGCGUCCGGCAGGCAGGUGCUGUUCUACCGGCCGCAGCAGCAAUACCACCACCACCAGUCGGUGGUCCUGGAGUCAGUUCCGGUUCGCCUGGCGGUAGCUCCGGGGCAGCCGGAGCCGUCGGUGGCGACGUCGGGGUCGAAGCGGGUCAGGCUCUUCGGGGUGAACCUCGAGUGCGCGACGAGCACCACCGAGGACGAUUUCGGAGGCCCCGGGAGGAUGGCGCCGCCGUCGCUGCAGCUGCUGUCGCCGGCGUCCUCGACGUCGUCGUCGUCCGGGAAAGCGAGGUGCUCUUUGAAUCUUGACUUGUGAAGCACUAAAAAGUGGACGGUGGUACACUACGAUCCACCACUACUGCUACUACUCCAAUUCUGACAGAAACGGAACCGCCGCCGGUCAUGUGGUCGAGACUCAAGAAGGCCGGCAGGAGAAGUAAACAACAGCGGCGCGCGACGGCGGCCGCCGGUGCAUGCAUGGACAUUGGAGUACUCAUCUAGCUUCUUCCUAAUCUCUCUUCGUAUAUAGCUCAAGAUAUCUCUUUA
Molecule: messenger RNA, 1187 nt
Organism: Lolium rigidum
Lineage: Eukaryota; Viridiplantae; Streptophyta; Magnoliopsida; Poales; Poaceae
Product: B3 domain-containing protein Os03g0120900-like
Exons: 1
Coding region: 1-957 (318 amino acids)
Molecular function (GO): DNA-binding transcription factor activity; DNA binding
Source: RefSeq, a predicted model, not a curated record